Messenger RNA from Botrytis fragariae, 528 nucleotides. RefSeq lists its product as uncharacterized. Bases 1 to 528 code for a protein of 175 amino acids. The transcript has 2 exons. The record is from RefSeq and is a predicted model, not a curated record. NCBI's taxonomy places the organism in Eukaryota, Fungi, Ascomycota, Leotiomycetes, Helotiales, Sclerotiniaceae.
AUGCCUUUUGAAUUCCUCAAGUCACCGCUCAGCUACAAGAGACACAACUCGGCAAUGGUUUACAGAAACCAAUCAUUCAAUAAAUCGGACGACACCCUAGUCACCGAUGUCUACGAGGGAGAUCUUCCCACCAAGGACCCAGACUGUACUAAAAGAAUAAGGUGGAAGACAACCCCCAAGAAAGACUACACUAAUGCCGAGUGUCGUAUGUGGAUUGCAGCACAGCUUCGGGCCUGUUAUGUCUUUCUUCCACGAUCCUCGGCCACAUCCAUUGCCAAUAACUUUGUCGGUUCGGGAUACAAAAUGUUUGCCAUGGAAAAAGAAGAUUGGGUAGAAAUGCUCGGGUUUCAUGGUUAUGCCAUGAGAUUCUUGAUUCGAAGAAUUUUGUGGAACAAGAGUACGGCCAUGAAAGCGGGCUUUUCGGCGGCAGCCAUGUAUGAAAUGAGGGGCGAAUAUAAGCCAGAGAUAGAGUUCGAGGAGGAAUUAAACUGGAGCGGGCUAUAUUCUAUCAAGAAUAGUCCGAUUUGA